CUCCGUGCCAGCGAGAGGCGCCCCCACUAAAAUUUUCAAAACUCCCUUAUCUCCCCACACCGAAACUUUUUUUCCUGCGAUAGGAGCAAAGCCUACCAGUUCCUGGGCAACAAGUCUGAAAUAUUUUGGUCGGGCGUCUUUUUGCUCCACAGCCUUAAUUGGGAAGUGCGAUCGGGUUUCCGAUACCCAGUUCCUCAAGUCUCUUCCCUUCUCCCAGCAGAACAAUCAAUUCUCGCAGCCACAACUAUUCUUCUUUGCCGACUCUUCUUCUUCACCCUCCUCUCUCUUGUACCUCCAAGCCGCAAAAAUGGCCUCCGCAGAGCUCUCUUCCAAGAAGCGCAAGCGCGCCGAGGCCACCGCCGCCUCCACGGACGACGCCGUGACCAAGAAGCCCAAGUCCGAAAAGAAGGAGAAGAAGGAGAAGAAAGAAAAGAAGGCGGCCGAUCCCGAGCCGGCGACCGAGUUCAUACCCCUCGAGGAAUCCAAGGCCGAGAAGAAAGAGCGCAAGCGCAAAGAGAAGGAGGCCCGCAAAGCGGCCGAGGCCUCGACAGAAGACCCAGCCGACCCCUCGGCCAUGGACGUCGAUCCCCCCGCCGCUAAGGAGGACUCCAAGAAGGAGAAGGAGAAGAAGAGCAAGAAGUCCAAGCCCGCCGCCGCGGACGACGAAGACAAGACAGAAAAGAAGGAGAAAAAGGAGAAGAAGGAGAAGAAGGAAAAGAAAGACAAGAAGGAAAAGGAGGCCAACGGCGACGCCGCUGCCGCUGCCGUCGCCGCCGAAGAGAAGCCCGCCAAGUCGGAAAAGAAGUCUAAGAAGUCGAAAAAGUCCAAAGACGAGCCUACCGCCGAGGCUGUCGAACCCGCUGCGGCAGCCGGCGGCGAGGAAGAGACCCCAGCCGAGGGAGCAAAGAGGGAGAAGUACAUUGUCUUCGUCGGUAACCUCCCCUACACGGCCAACAAGGAGUCCAUCAUGGCGCACUUCGCCGCCUACAAGCCAACUGCCGUCCGCUGCCUCCACAAGGACGGCAACCCCAACAUCUGCCGCGGCAUUGCCUUCCUCGAGUUCUCCAACGGCUCCAACAUGCGCACCUGCCUCGACAAGAUGCACCACACCGAGUUUGACGACGGCCUAUCGCCCGCGCGCCGCAUCAACCUCGAGCUUUCUGCUGGCGGCGGCGGCAAGAGCAAGUUCCGCAAGGAGAAGAUCAAGGAACGCAACGCCCACCUCAACGAGAACCGCGCCAAGCGCUUGCAGAAGGAGGAGGACUACAAGAAGCAGCGGGCGGCCCAGGGCGGGGUGAAUUCCCAGCAGGACAGCAUCCACCCGAGCCGCCUGGCCAUGAUGUAUCAGUAGACGGUGGGGAUUCUGCCUUGUAUUCCACGGAGAUUUGCGGUCGAACUUCGGGUCAGGGCUCGACUUGGGCUUGUUCAAUAUUGGAUACACCAGGAGUUGUGGUAUAGACGGGCUAUGCAGUCUCACUGGACGGACCAGCACCAGGUCUCAUGUUAGAUACCCAGGGAUAU
Molecule: messenger RNA, 1521 nt
Organism: Colletotrichum navitas
Lineage: Eukaryota; Fungi; Ascomycota; Sordariomycetes; Glomerellales; Glomerellaceae
Exons: 3
Coding region: 308-1351 (347 amino acids)
Biological process (GO): nucleosome assembly
Cellular component (GO): nucleosome
Molecular function (GO): DNA binding; structural constituent of chromatin; RNA binding
Source: RefSeq, a predicted model, not a curated record